AAAAAAAUAAGGAAAGGCAGGAGGUUUAGUCGUUGUGAAAGUGCGGAACUCAUCGGAAAGAUACAGGAGGAGGCAGGGAAGAGCCGCCAAGAAGGAAUGAAAUCUGUGGCAGCGGCGGCAGCGACUGGAGUUCUCGAAGGCGUGAGGGAUUUGGAAUGAGGCGGCUGCUUCCUAAAUGGAAGAAAUCUGCUGAGGUAACGUGCGCCAUUAUCCCUCUGACUUCGGAGGGGUAGUUCUCUUGGAUGGGAGACCAUUCAUUUCGAGGAUCACAGCGGAAGAAAAGAAGUCGGUGGAACAGUACUAAGAUUUUCUAGUCAAAUUUCUCAAAAAUAGGGUUAAAAUCUGGCGUCAUGGUUAAAUGAUUCUAAUCUAAGUGCGCUUUAAUAUUUGAAAUGUCAAUCAUUACACUUGAACGAACAACUAUAUCUAUAUUUGUAACAUUUAUAUGAGUGAGAUAGCAUGAUGUUUAAUACAGCAAUUGAUACUUAUUAUUUUAUAAAUAUACUAAAAUAAUACAACUGAAUUCAAGGAAGUAUUUUUCCUAAGAAGAUUUUUCCUUCGUGAAUGGAUUGUCAUGUCUGAAGAUGGCCUUUUGGAGGAAGACAUUUGGGAAUAUAAAUCUAUCAGGAAGCAAAAGCCUACAAGCCAACAUUCAGAAAUAAUUGCUAUCGAAGUACAAACAGUAAAGUUUGAAAAUGGUAAAUCACAAAAAAAUGGCGGUAGAAAUGGUAGGAAAGCAUCCAAAGGAAACGGUGUCCCUAAGAAGACAAAGCAAAGGCCAAUGCAAAGGGCUAGCCAGACCCCCUUAAAGCCAGGAGUUUCCAGUGGUGAUCAAUUAUCACAGGAAAGUCUGUCAACAACUCCAGUGAAAGAAAGAAAAAAAGGCAAGAGGCAAAAUACAGUAAAACCUAGACCAGUUUUUGAAGGGUACUGUCCAAGUUGUCAAAUGCCAUUCUCUUUAUUGUUGAUCCAGACACCUCGGUGGCAUGUUACUGAAUGUUUGGAUGUCUCAGGGACUGCUGAGAAAGAAUGUCCUGAUGGCAUUUUGUGCUCUUCAGUCAUUCCUUCUCAUUACAAACGCUACAGCCAUUUCCAACUUGCAGCAAAUAGAGCACAGGACACUAUCUUUACACCCUCAUUGUCUAGUGCAGAAAAUUAUUUCAUUAGACCUGGUGCUGCUGAACAUAAUGAAUUCAAUUGUAGAGUAUUACAGGAUGUGAAGGUCCCUCAGAGUACGGAAAAAUCAAAACAGUCUCUUCUAUUACCACAACUGAGUUCGAUGACUAUGGAUUCCAUCAAUAUAACGAACAUCAUGGCUUCAUCUUUGGGAAAUAUUAAAGAACCUGAACAUACAAUACAGCAUAUAGAUGACACAAAGCAGUCUGAAUGCCUUAAUCCUUUUUCUGAAGAAAUUCAAACUGAGAAGCUAAACAGUCAACUUUGCUCUUUUCAGCAGAAUACCUCUCUCUCAGAUGCUGAUUUGAAUGACAGUGACAUUUCUUAUUCCCCACUUUAUACUGAUGAAAAUGCUAUAGAAUUAGAUGAGGCAGAUAAGGAAGAAUUCCAGAGAAAGGUAGAGAGAACAUGUAAAAAAAAUCUAUUUGAUACCAGAAAUUUUGAAAGUAUAAUUGUUGGAAGUUUAUCUAAUAGAUCACAGCAGAUACAGUUUCAACAUAAGAGUGUUAAAAUGAUGCAAGAUGGAACAACAAUCAAUGAAUCCCCUAAAAUUUUACCAGCAAGUGUGAAUGGAACAUCUAAGCCUCUCCCACAAAAAAGCAUGCAUAGUAGCACUGACAGUUCAACAAGUUUUCUUGAUCAGAUGAAAUGUCUCACAGGAGAUUUCAAUUCAAGAAAAACUAAGGAUAAGUUUGACUGGCUUAAAGGGAACUCUUCUAAUUUUAAUGCAGAUGACUAUGGGCAGGGCAAUUCUAGUGAUAGUUAUUGGUUCUCUGCAGAUUCUGCUGUUAAGGAUCUCAUGCUUUCUUCAAAAUCUGAAAAAGAGCCUCAGCAAUCAUUCAGGUUAGGUCAAAGUGAAAUAGUAGAAAAGUUCAAUAAUUUAGAUGUUAAAGUUAAGACUAUUGUUAACACAUGUGUAAAUAGAGCACUUCAGAACAAUUCGUGUUCAAUAAAAGAAAAAGAGGAAGGAUCUUGUAAGAGUAUAGCUACUGGUAUGCCUGUUUUACCCAGUACAGUAUCAAAAACACAGCCGGUUCCUGCUACAAACACUAAGGUCCAAAUCACUCCUCCCAAACCCCUAAAACAAAUGGACAUUGGUGUUUUCUUUGGGUUGCAACCAAAAGUAAAAAGUGAGACUACCCCAAAGAAAAAUCUUACUAAAGAAAGAGCGAUUGUGAAUCCAGCAGCUGCAAAUGAAAACAAGCACAUACCUCGAAAGAGAAAGGCUGAAGCAUCAGUAGGAGACUCUGAUACAGUCACAGAAAGUUCAAGCAUUAAGUAUGACACCAGAUCAGAUAGUAUUUCUGGUGGUCAGAGAAGACAGAAAAAAAAAUACAGAGAGUCAUAUCCUGGUGAAGAUGGAAUAAAAAAGCAGUGUCCCUUUUAUAAAAAGAUACCAGGCACAGGUUUUGUAGUAGAUGCAUUCCAAUAUGGAGAGAUUGAAGGCUGUAGGGCUUAUUUCCUUACCCACUUUCAUUCUGAUCAUUAUGGUGGCCUAACUAAAAAGUUUACAUUCCCAAUAUACUGCAAUAAGAUAACUGGAAACUUGGUGAAGAAUAAACUGAGAGUGCAAGAGCAAUAUGUCCAUAUCCUGCCAAUGGAUAAAGAAUGUAUAAUAGAUGGCAUCAAAGUAGUGUUGGUUGAUGCUAAUCAUUGUCCUGGUGCUGCAAUGAUUCUUUUCUGUCUUCCAAAUGGGACUGUAAUAUUGCAUACAGGUGACUUUAGGGCAGAUCCUUCUAUGGAGCGCUGUCCUUUCCUGAAUGGUUGGAGAGUUCAUACUGUUUACUUGGACACAACGUAUUGUAGUCCUGAAUAUACUUUUCCUUCUCAGCAAGAAGUUAUUCAGUUUGCUGUCAAUACUGCAUUUGAACAAAUGACUUUAAACCCACGAACAUUAGUUGUUUGUGGAACAUACUCUGUUGGAAAAGAAAAAGUCUUUAUAGCUAUUGCUGAAGUUCUGGGCUCAAAAGUAAGCAUGUCUCAGGAGAAAUUCAAAACACUUCAAUGCUUAGAAUCGGCAACGAUAAAUUCCCUCAUCAGUUUGAACUGGAACAAUACUUUCCUACAUCUUCUGCCCAUGAUGCAGAUUAAUUUUAAGAAUUUGCAGAAUCAUUUGAAUAAGUUCUCUGAGAAAUUUGAUCAUAUUUUGGCUUUUAAGCCUACUGGGUGGACAUACUCGGAUGGAUGUUGUUCUUUGAGUGAUAUCAAACCUCAGACAAGAGGAAAUAUCACUAUAUAUGGGAUUCCUUACAGUGAGCACAGCAGUUUCCUUGAAAUGAAACGAUUUAUUCAAUGGCUGAAACCUCAGAAAAUUAUUCCUACUGUAAAUGUAGGAAAUUGGAAAGUUAGACAUGAAAUGGAAAGGUAUUUCAGGGACUGGAAGAUGGAAUUAGGAAAGUAGGAUCUUUAUUACAAUAAUUACAUGCCUUAAAUUCUGAUCAAUUUUUCUGCAUUGUUCUUUAUCUCUGAUCUAAAAGGAAACAAUGUAGAUAUAUAGAAACAAACAUAUUCUGUGUCAACAGAAUAUGCUGUAUUUGCAGAGUUUACAGCAUCCAGAAGAAAUGAAAAAUGAAAUCAAGUAAUAUAAAGUUAUUCAUGUUUUUACAUUUUUACUUAUUUAUUGUACUUAAAAAUAAAUAAACCAUCUGAAAUAUAGUCUAGAUAAGUGUUGAAGUGUUUUAAUAAUUUACAAACCAAGCAUUGAUAAUUUUUUUUUUUGUUUUGUUUACAUUUAUACCCCGCCCUUCUCCGAAGACUCAGGGCGGCUUACAGUGUAUAAGGCAAUAGUCUCAUUCUAUUUGUAUAUUUUUACAAAGUCAACUUAUUGCCCCCCCUACAAUCUGGGUCCUCAUUUUACCUACCUUAUAAAGGAUGGAAGGCUGAGUCAACCUUGGGCCGGGCUCGAACCUGCAGUAAUUGCAGGCUACUGUGUUCUUAAUAACAGGCUUUACCAGCGUGAGCUAAACCGGCCCUA
Ahaetulla prasina is the source of this 4150-nucleotide messenger RNA. It is a transcript of the gene DCLRE1A, whose product is annotated as DNA cross-link repair 1A. NCBI's taxonomy places the organism in Eukaryota, Metazoa, Chordata, Lepidosauria, Squamata, Colubridae. The record is from RefSeq and is a predicted model, not a curated record. Gene Ontology annotation, molecular function: damaged DNA binding; 5'-3' DNA exonuclease activity. Gene Ontology annotation, biological process: double-strand break repair via nonhomologous end joining; protection from non-homologous end joining at telomere; interstrand cross-link repair. The transcript is spliced from 10 exons. Bases 575 to 3577 code for a protein of 1000 amino acids.